AUGGCGUAUUUAUCUAUUCCAUCGACGGAAGUAGAAAUGGAAACAAUUGCUGGGCCAAAUUGGCUUGAGCUUCCAAGAGAUGUGACGGCAAACAUCCUUCAGAGGCUAGAGACGAUUGAAUUAUUGACUAGUGCAUGUCAAGUGUGCCCCUUAUGGUGGAAUAUCUGCAAGGAUCCUCACAUGUGGCGAACCAUUAGCAUUACCUAUUAUCGUUAUAAACGCCAUCCUGACAAUAAUGCGGAGAUGCUUUGUCGCAAUGCAAUUAAGCGAAGUUGCGGUCAGCUUGAAUCCAUUGACAUCGAACUUUUUGCAACGAAUGAUCUUAUUGCAUAUAUAGCUGACAGGAAACUGCCAUAUCUAGAGAGUCUCGACAUUUCAUUUGUCAUUAAACUGACAAAGGAUUCCUUUGAAGCUGUUGGUCGAUAUUGCCCUCUUUUGAAAUCUUUGAUAUGCAACACGACCCAUUAUGAUAAUGGUGUGUUAUGUGCUAUUGGUAAAACAAUGCCCGGACUGCACCAUCUUAAAAUGUUUGGAAAGAUGCCCACUGAUGUUGAAUUGCUUCCCAUUAUAGAUGGAUGUCCUCUACUUGAAUCUCUCGACUUGUCAGAGUGUUUUUAUGAGUCUUUUGAAUAUAGGGAAAGCUUGGAGAAAAUGUGUCGUGAAAAUAUUAAAGAUUUUCGACCUCCAUCACAAGUCUCUUGUUAUAACUAUGAUUCUGAUUGUGACAGUGAGACUGAGAGUGAAUUUUCUAGUUUGUUUAGUUACCAAGAAUUUGAAAGUGCAAUUUCUAGGAUUCGUAGUGAAAAUUGGGAUGGUGAACUCACUGAACCGUAA
This is a messenger RNA of Vicia villosa (hairy vetch), 834 nucleotides long. Its product is annotated as putative F-box/LRR-repeat protein 23. The record is from RefSeq and is a predicted model, not a curated record. The transcript has 2 exons. NCBI's taxonomy places the organism in Eukaryota, Viridiplantae, Streptophyta, Magnoliopsida, Fabales, Fabaceae. Gene Ontology annotation, molecular function: protein binding. Bases 1 to 834 code for a protein of 277 amino acids.